AUGAGCUACUACACUUUGAGGUGUGUGAUACUUAUGCUAUAUUAUGGCUUGGCUUAUGUAAUAGCUCAGCAGAUAGAAACCGGUUUCUGCGAAGGAAGAAGCUGCCCAGAAGGUGAAGAACGAGCGGAGCAACAGGAUCCGGAGCUUACACAAGAACCAGUUCAUGCAAGUGGCAUGGAGUGGCGCUCGCAUGGAAAUGACAACGAUGAUCUUGUUUCUAAGCUUAAGCGGAACAAAAUCAUCAAAUCUCGACGAGUGGAGGACGCUAUGAGAAAAGUAGAUCGGGGAAACUACUGUAGUAUCUCACCGUAUAUGGAUUCUCCUCAGGCGAUUGGAUAUGGCGUGACAAUUAGUGCUCCUCAUAUGCACGCGCACGCUUUGGAGAUGCUCAAAGACCAUUUGUAUGAAGGGGCUAAGGCUUUGGAUGUGGGUUCAGGUAGUGGCUACUUAACUGCAUGUAUGGCAGAGAUGGUAGGAGAGAGUGGAAAAGUGAUUGGUAUUGACCAUAUUCCUGAACUUGUGGAGUUGUCUAAAAAAAAUAUAAAACAACAAAAUUCAGAUCUUAUGACUAGUGGGAGGAUAGUUCUUGUGAUAGGGGAUGGAAGAAGGGGAUAUGCAGAUGAUGCACCAUAUGAUGCAAUUCAUGUGGGUGCUGCAGCUCACCCCAUCCCUGAUGCCCUCUUGGAACAACUGAAGCCUGGAGGCAGGCUUUUUAUACCUGUAGGCCCCAUCAGUGGUGACCAAUGGCUUGAACAGAUUGACAAGGACAAAGAUGGAAAUAUAGUCCGGCAAAAGUUAAUGGGUGUACGAUAUGUACCUUUAACAGACAGAGAACAACAACAUAGACCUUGAUCACAACAUGUCUCCUUUCUGCAAAUAUUUUGAUAUGUAGGGUAAUAAGGAUGUAAAUGUUUGAGAUGA
Pocillopora damicornis (cauliflower coral) is the source of this 921-nucleotide messenger RNA. Its product is annotated as protein-L-isoaspartate(D-aspartate) O-methyltransferase. Gene Ontology annotation, cellular component: cytoplasm. Lineage: Eukaryota; Metazoa; Cnidaria; Anthozoa; Scleractinia; Pocilloporidae. The record is from RefSeq and is a predicted model, not a curated record. Gene Ontology annotation, molecular function: protein-L-isoaspartate (D-aspartate) O-methyltransferase activity. Gene Ontology annotation, biological process: protein modification process.